This is a messenger RNA of Brassica napus (rape), 378 nucleotides long. Its product is annotated as 40S ribosomal protein S24-1-like. The record is from RefSeq and is a predicted model, not a curated record. The transcript is spliced from 5 exons. Gene Ontology annotation, cellular component: ribosome. Gene Ontology annotation, biological process: translation. Lineage: Eukaryota; Viridiplantae; Streptophyta; Magnoliopsida; Brassicales; Brassicaceae. Gene Ontology annotation, molecular function: structural constituent of ribosome. Bases 1 to 378 code for a protein of 125 amino acids.
AUGGCGGAAAAGGCAGUGAUCAUCAGAACCCGAAAGUUCAUGAUCAACAGACUUCUCUCGAGGAAGCAGUUCGUCAUUGAUGUUCUUCACCCUGGAAGAGCCAAUGUUUCAAAGGCUGAGCUGAAGGAGAAGCUAGCGAGGAUGUACGAGGUGAAGGACCCAAAUGCCAUAUUUGUUUUCAAAUUCAGAACCCACUUUGGAGGGUUUGGUUUGAUCUAUGACAAUGUCGAGAGCGCCAAGAAAUUCGAACCCAAGUACAGACUUAUCAGGUCUUUGUUUAAGGCAAGUACCUUUAUCAAUUAUUUCUUUUCUCCUACUUCUCAGAUUUGGAUCUCGUACUUGUUCAAGAACUCGAAUGCUUUGCAUGACUCUCACUGA